AUGCACCCGGAAUCCGGCGCCGCGCGCCAGUCUACUGUUCUAGCUCUAGACGCCUGCACGCACGUGACGUGGCGACGCCGCGGCGCGGGCUGCGGUUUCCUAGCGACGGCGUUGCCCGGGCGACGGAGGGCGCCGGGCCUGGUGGGGCGGCGGGAUGAGCUCGGAGGGCGAAGGGGGCGGCGGCGGCGGCGGGGCGGAGGGGCGGAGGAGGGCGGCGAGGGCGCGGGGGGAGGCGCGCGAGCCAAGGCGCCCAACCUCGCCUCCGAGGACCCGCAGGAGCGCAUCGCCGCCCGGCGCCUCCGCAUCGCCGCCCGACUCGAGGCCAAGAGGAGGGAGGCGCUUGGAGAAGAUCCAGAUGCACAUAAGCUGGUGGAAGAGGAGCAGAGUCGGAGCCACAAACAGAUAGAGGACAGCAGACAGAGGUUGACUAAGCUGCUGAUUGAUGGCACACAGCUAGUGACAAACAUCCAGGUGGCAGCUGAUUCUCGAGAGACUCACAGGAGGGCAGAGGAAGAGGAGCUGAAUCGGCAAAGGGUGGAGAAGCUGGAGAAUGAAUCCAAGGCCAACCAAGACAAGUUUAACGAGAUCACUUCCAAGUGGGGAGCUACCAAGGAGAAGGUCAUCCCCCAGGAGCUCUGGGAAGGGCUCAAUGCGCAGCAGAUGCUGUGUGCACAGCUGAUCGAAGAAAAGAACAAGCUCAUCAGUGAGCUGCAGCAGGAGCUGAAAAGCAAAGAUGACCAGUACGUGAAGGAUCUCCGGAAGCAGUCAGAAGACAUUAACCUGCUGCUGGAGCGGAUGGAGGAGCAGAUCAGAAACCUCAUAAAAAACUACCGCCGAGAGCUCCUGCAGAUUGAGAAAGCCUUUGAAUUAGAGCGCCGUGAACUCCUCACGAGCAACAAGAAGAAAUGGGAACAGGCCAUGCAGUUGCUCAACCGCCAAGAGCUGGAUUUCAUGAUGGCCCGCCUGAAGAAGGUGGAGGAAUAUGAGCGCGAGCUGAACCAGCUGCGGGUGCAAGACGCCGAGGAGUACAACGUGAUCAAGAUCAAGUUGGAGCAUGACGUGCAGAUCCUGGAGCAGCAACUCCAGCAGAUGAAAGCCAUCUACCAGCUGAACCAGGAGAAGCUGGAGUACAACUUCCAGGUCCUGAAGAAACGGGACGAGGAGAACACCAUCAUCAAAUCCCAGCAGAAGCGGAAGCUGAAUCGGUUGCAUGAUAUCCUGAACAACCUGCGCCUCAAGUUUGCCAGGCAGAUCAAGCAGUACCGCGAGGAGAACAUGGCUCUGACGGCUGACUACAAACGGAUUGUGCAGCAGUACAAGGACCUGCAGAGGACCAUGAGGCACUUUGCCAUCGUGGACGCUGAGCACUUCCUGGAUGUGUGGCUGAUGAACGAGGAGGAGGCCAAGGGCCUGAUCCGCAAGGCCUUCAGCGCCGACCGCGUCAUCCACGCCCAGCAACUGGGGUUACAGUGGAUCGAGCCAGACAGCUGGUUCCUGCACAAUGUGGGUCCCAUCGUGCACAGCAAGAAGAUGAAGUCAGCCAGCGAACUGGCCAGGGAGGUGAUCGCGCCAGAGACCAGCAAGUCUCUCACGUUGGAGGGCGGCUUCCGAGAUGAGAAGGAAAGCGCCCCAGACGAGGACCGCCAGGGGCCUGAAGGCGCAGAGCCAGAGGUCAAGGCGCUUUGGUCCAUCUCCACCAAGACGGUCAAGCACAUCCUGGAGCUCCUGUGCGAUGAGUCGGGCUUCCUGAUCGAGAGCAAACUGCGAGGUCUCCUCCAGCCCCUGGAAAAGCACGACCGGACCCUCAUGAGGCUGGAUUCCAUCUUCACGGCUCUGUCCAUCGUCAGCGAAGACGACGUGUAUCACCUGGUGCAGUUCUUCAGGGGCUUCAAGGCUCAGCAGGUGGCUGCUAAUCCGGAGUUGGAAGAGUUCCUCGCGGAGCUAGGCCCCAAAGAAGAACCUUCAGAGGUCGAGGCGGAGGAGGAGGGCGAGAGGGAGAGGGAGGGCUCUUUGGCCCCGCCAGACGAGGACAAAGCCCCCCCAAGCACGUCUUCGAUUCUCUCUGCUUUGUACAUGCACCCCAACGACAUCCUUAAAGCCCUUAAGGCUUUCGUCCAGGAAUUCCAGGAGCCAAGGGAUAAAUACCCCCUGGUGAAGAAAGCGCGCGAAGAACGGGACGACUCUAAGGACUCGGAGUAUUGGGACGCUCUCGCCCACGCCAUCCCGGACGGGAAUCUGAAGCUGUGGGAUGCCCUGGUCUCUGGCUUACACAAAUACCACCAUAUCCUGGACCAGAGAGCAAAGCUGAUCGCUGAGACGGACGGGCUGAGCCAGCAGAAUGCAGAGCUCAGGAUGCUGCUACGGCAGUAUCUCCAGUCCCCGGUGAAUGCAGAGCUGUUGAUCCCUCCAACCCACUUGCUGCACCUGCAAAUGAACACCUGAUGUCCUGGCGUGGUUGCUGCCCCAGCAUCUUCCUCAAGGCAUCCCAGGGAGCCUUGCUUAACUCCUCAAAGGAGUGUUGGCGGGGGAAAGAAGGCUUGGCCUGUCGUUCCCUCAGCUGCCCUUGAGCUCUGGUUUGGGUCACACCUUGGUGAGUAGUCCCUGGCGAAGUACAAGCCACACAGCUCUUCCCCAGCAACUGGGGCAUCCCAGGAAAGGCUUGCAAACACUUUUGACAUGUGUUGGGAUCAGGACCUUUGAGUGUCCUGAAAAAUCCCCAUCUGAUGUGUUUCAGAACCAGCAAAACUCACCACUGACCCUCCCAAAAUGUUAACUUUCGCGUUUGUUACCCCUUGGGAGAAGAUGUUACUCGGAACGCAGAGGUUUCUAAGUGUCAGGGAGAGGAGGCAAAUAAAUGGCUAAUUGUUGUGGCU
Molecule: messenger RNA, 2873 nt
Organism: Podarcis muralis (Common wall lizard)
Lineage: Eukaryota; Metazoa; Chordata; Lepidosauria; Squamata; Lacertidae
Gene: DRC1
Product: dynein regulatory complex subunit 1
Biological process (GO): axonemal dynein complex assembly; regulation of cilium movement; cilium-dependent cell motility
Cellular component (GO): axonemal dynein complex; axoneme
Source: RefSeq, a predicted model, not a curated record